Manihot esculenta (cassava) is the source of this 1217-nucleotide messenger RNA. Its product is annotated as gamma-glutamylcyclotransferase 2-2. The transcript has 9 exons. The coding region runs from base 294 to 953 and encodes 219 amino acids. The record is from RefSeq and is a predicted model, not a curated record. Gene Ontology annotation, cellular component: cytoplasm. Gene Ontology annotation, biological process: glutathione catabolic process. Gene Ontology annotation, molecular function: glutathione specific gamma-glutamylcyclotransferase activity; gamma-glutamylcyclotransferase activity. NCBI's taxonomy places the organism in Eukaryota, Viridiplantae, Streptophyta, Magnoliopsida, Malpighiales, Euphorbiaceae.
GCUCGCCAAUUCCCUGGAAACCAGGAUAAAGCACGGAGACUUGGGGAGGAAUAAAAGAAAGAGAGAAUCCUCAAAUCUAAGCUAAACCUUCAUCGUUUAGCUUUUAUUUCUCUCUUUCCUUACUCUCUUUGUCUCUCAUUACCUUUGAAGACGGUUUUAUUUCUCUCUUUCUUUACUCUCUUUGUCUCUCAUUACCUUCACCGUCUUCAAUAUUUCAGCUUUCUCCUCCAGAUCGGCUAAUAUCAUCCAAUUCCUUUUAGGGGCGCUCCUCGAUCUUCUUGGGUCACAUAAAUAUGGUUUUCUGGGUUUUUGGCUAUGGCUCAUUGGUGUGGAACCCUGGAUUUGAAUACGAUGAGAAAGUUAUAGGCUUCAUCAAGGAUUAUAGGCGUGUAUUUGAUCUUGCUUGCAUUGAUCACAGAGGUACACCUGAUCGUCCUGCAAGAACUUGCACAUUGGAAAACAUUGAGGGAGCUGUUUGCUGGGGUGCUGCUUACUGUGUUCGUGGAGGAGCUGAAAAGGAAAGAGUGGCAAUGGAGUAUCUGGAGCGGAGAGAAUGUGAAUAUGAUAAAAAAUCCCUUGUCGACUUUUACAAGGAUGCGGAUCCCUCAGAGCCUGCUAUAACAGGAGUUAUAGUUUUCACUUCCACUCCGGAUAAAAUAUCAAACAAGUACUACUUGGGACCUGCCCCCUUGGAUGAAAUGGCCCGGCAAAUUGCAACCGCGUAUGGACCAUGCGGGAACAACAGAGACUAUCUGUUCCUUCUGGAGAAAGCCAUGCAUGAUAUUGGUCAUGAGGAUGACAUGGUGAUUGAGCUAGCGAAUGAAGUAAGGAAGGUACUUGGAAUUGUAGGAAACGAGAUUUUCAAGGAGAUGCUGGCUGGUCCGGCGCUUAAAUCGCAUAUGGCAUCUCUUCAACUGCGUCCACUUCCUGAAGCCAUGGCCCUGGACUCCUAGAAAAAAAAAGAAAAAAAGACAAAUAAUUGAACACAACAAAGCAGAGCUUAACUAACUUGAUUAACGCUUCUGGAGAAUCUUUGUCUGCUUUCCCUAAUCUACCAAAACAUCUUUACCAUUGGUUUGGGUUAGCAAUCUAUCCAGUUUACAAUAUACUUCUCUAACCUUACCUAGUGGAGCGCGCAAAACAUUCAUUUUAAUGGAACUGAUUAACAGUCGAGAUGUUACUUUUGAAUUUUGAAUGAUGCUACGUUAUCAUCUGAA